Trichoderma harzianum CBS 226.95 is the source of this 3676-nucleotide messenger RNA. RefSeq lists its product as hypothetical. NCBI's taxonomy places the organism in Eukaryota, Fungi, Ascomycota, Sordariomycetes, Hypocreales, Hypocreaceae. The transcript is spliced from 7 exons. Bases 1 to 3471 code for a protein of 1156 amino acids. Gene Ontology annotation, molecular function: ATP hydrolysis activity; protein binding. The record is from RefSeq and is a predicted model, not a curated record.
AUGACAACGGUCCCUGAUCCCAAUCCCACCCAAAUCGCGUUCGCAGAAGCCGUUCGCAAGUUCAAAUCCAAGCUGAAAAACGAUCAAUUAUACGCAGAGAUUCUAAAAACGAAAUCGAUUGACGAGGUCUACGAUGCAACAGACGCACUUCAGGCUGAACAGGCGAAACAGGGACGACUUCGGCAUCUCUCGAAAAUUAAGCCGUUUCUUGAGGGACUCCAAGGCUACGCAGAUACCAUCGAUACAUUCGUACAAGUCAAACCGGAUGUUCUCGCACUCAUUUGGGGUCCAAUUAAGUUGCUUAUUCAAUGGGCCGCUUCUCUAACGCAAUCCAUCGAUGCCCUUGCCAAUAUCGCAGCUGAGAUUGGUGAGCUGCUACCCGAAUUUAAGCUCAUGGCUGCCAUGUUCGGCAACAAUGAGCAAAUGAAGCUUGUGCUUGUCCUGUUUUUCCAAGAUAUUCUUGACUUUUAUGUCGUAGCUUUAAAGUUCUUCGGCUUGCCCCAUUGGCGAGUGAUGUUCGAGGCACUAUGGCCUUCUCAGAAGGAGAAAAUCAAAAUUGUAAUGGAUCAUAUCGGACGACAUACAAAAUUAAUGAGAAACAAAGUCCGCCUAGAGCACCUCAGGGAGGAGUAUGAACACAGACAGCGAGCUUUCGACCAUUUUGAAGCAACGCAGAAGAGUAAUAUGCGUCAAGAAUACAACAUCGUCAAGACUGACAUCUCUCCAAGGUUUUAUGAUGCUGAGCUGUAUCGGAUACGGGGUCAGGUCUGUAAAGGGACCGGGAACUGGCUGAAGCAAGCUAGUGAUUUCAAGAAGUGGUUAAAUGGAGACGAUGAUUCAACGCGAAUAUUAUGGCUAUGCGGUAUUCCUGGAGCAGGAAAGACUCAUCUAGCGGCUAUGGCAAUCGACUUCGCCAUGUCGACCAGAACUAUAUUCGUCUUUCUCAGUCACGCUAACAGUAGCAGCACCACGGCCUUAUCAGUUAUACAUUCUCUAAUUUUCCAGUUGGCUUCGGAUGACGAAAAUCUUCAGGCGAUUCUCUGUGGUUCGAAUCGAGAAAAUUUUAAAAACAGCCUUGAUGUCGCUAUUAGCUUUCUACAAACGCUACUUAACUCCACCGGCCUCGUGAGCAUAAUUAUUGAUGGAGUUGAUGAGAUUGAUAUCUCUGAACGAGAGAAACUUCUCAAGAGUCUUUACGAAACAUCUACAGCCUGCAAGAAGACUCUUUUAUUGAUAAGCAGUCGAGCAGAACACGACAUCUCGGCAAUUCUGGGCCAAAUAUCAUCAACAAUUCGAGUGGAUACACACAAUGCGGCAAGCAUCCAAAUGUUCGUUGACGACUGGGCACAAACGUGGUUUUCAGCUCAUGAUUUUCUACGCGAAGACAAGUCCGAGAUUGAAGGCCUCCUUGCGCCAAUUUCUUUAAAAGCAAAGGGGAUGUUUCUUUACGCCAAGAUCAUGUUGCGCAGCAUAGAGGAGCUUGACAAUCUAGAUGAGAUCCGCAAUGAGCUGAGAGUACUUCCUCAGGACCUAGAUGAAGCAUACGGGAGAUUGUUCGAGAAAAUCGAUCGCAAGUCUGAAAUCGUGAAGAAGAAGUGCCGACUUAUUCUCGGCUGGAUCAGCUGCUCACCAAUACCUUUGACGUUGCUGGAACUAGAACAAGCUUUGGUGGUAACGAUCAGCGAAACAUCUAGAGUGUCUUCGCCAUUGAAUUUUGUUCGUCUUUGUGGCCCCAUUAUCGAGGUUGUGGAGGGCAACAUUCAAUUCGUGCAUUUCACAGUCAAGGAAUAUAUUCACAGUCGACAUAAAAUUGAGAACCACAUUGAUCUUACUGAGGCGACGCUGAGCCUAGCAAUCUGUUGCAUACGAUACCUGUGCCAAGAUCAUCACUCUCCCGAUAUUAGCGAAAAAGACCUCGAGGCCGGUAUAAAGAUGGGUAACUACAGAUUACACUACUAUGCCGCAGACACAUGGCUAAGCCUUGUUACCCAAUAUCUGCGCUUGAAUCAGUCUCAAGUUUUGUCAGAAGAGUUAAUCACAACUCUACAUAAAUUUUACGAAGAACAAUGCAAGCAAGAUUUGUCUGGCCGCACCGAACUAAAGGAGCAACGGUAUCCAUCGGAAUUACAACAAUUCAAAUCUCGCAAUCCCAAUAUCUUCUGUUUCCUCCGCGGUAUUGCGCAAUUCCAACAGAAAUGUUCCACGUCCCUUUACCAUCUCGAACAAGAGCACUAUUGGAUUGACCUUGACCUCACCACUACUUCAACUAUCUCAAAGAUGUUGUAUGCCCAGUUUGACAAAUUUCAGUGUCAGGCGCAGCAACAUACUGAUCAAUGUUUGUGCUCCAUUCUGAGGCGCCAUUAUGGCAGACGACUGUAUAAAUGUGGCUUCUUUUCUUGCGCAUUUCACCGAUCUGGGUUCGAUACUCGAUUUCUCAGAGAGUCUCACCAAAAGACCCACGACCUCCCUUGGAAAUGUGACAUUUCCUCGUGCCACUACUCGGAAGUCGGGUUUAUCUCCAAGCCUAUGAGAGACAGGCACUUGGAACUCCACCGAGCAGAAGCCCAAGAUAAUUCGCCGAAUAACGAGACAUUGAUGCUCCAUCCAAAAUCUGAUGAUAUUUUGCCUUUAUUAUUCGAUUUUGUUGCUAUUGAUGAUGUGGGGGCAGUUGAAAAACUUCCGCGUUUUGCCGAUACAAUCAAGCAUAAUGAUGUACAUGAAUUGCUAAAAUUUGUUGCACAUUCUGGAUCUGCGGCAAUGAUGAAGUUGAUCUAUGAAAAGGCGAACUGGAGACCUACAUACUCCAAUGAGUGGUACGAUAUCAUAUCAGCUGGGGUAAAUGGCCAAAAUAUUGAGUCAUUGACUGUGAUACUAUCAGACUUGCACGAUGAAAAAGCUCGAAAAACAUUUCAAAAUGACAUAUACCGUGUUAGUAAGCUUUUGGGAGAAUCGUUCACGACUGGCUCGAUGGAGGUAGUCCAAGCAAUAGAUACUUUUAUGAAACAAAUUCGUUUUAGAAAAGAUAGGGAUUUACUUUUGGUGUUCGGGAAUACAGGUGUUAUCAAAGCAAGCGCAAGAUGUCCAGAGCGAGAAGAAUAUCUCAUUAACGCAUGGUCGAAUCAUGGUGCUGCCAAAGCCUCAUCCGUGGACCUUGUCAGAAUACUCAGGAUUAUUGCUCGAACGACACAUUCAAUACGCCUUGCUCGGGCAUUGCUACAAUACGGCAUUAAUAUGGAUGAGCGACAGCAUGAUGGAGUACUCACACCACUACACUGGGCCGCCCGUCACGACUGCGCUGAAGCAGCAGAGUUCCUGAAGUUUCUGCUGUACCAGGGAGCAAACCCAAGUAUAUGCCAAGGAAUCAGAGAUGAGAAAUGUGUUAAGAAUAUUUCCAAUUGGCUUGGUAUAUCUUGGGAUGAACUAAUACAGAAAGCAAAAGAGGAUAGGGAAAGGGGGAUUCAGUGGCCAUGAUAUGUAACUUGCUCUGACAUCGAGAGACUAUCAAUUCACGAACAAAAAGAGACGAAAGUUGAAAUUAACUUUUAUUUUUAAACACUCAAUCUUUCGUUAAUCGUUUAUCUCUCUUUUAUCAUGCAUAUUAGUGGGCAUAGGGCCCCUAUAAGCAUCCAUCAACAAUAUAUUGCAUGAUUUCGGUAAUAUCAAGAUGAUCUCUCAC